CCUCCUCCGCCGCCUCCGCCGCCUCCCCCAAGGCUACUGGGCACCACAGUGGCUGAGCCCAUGGUGCCACUGUUGAGGCCCUGGUGGAUGGAGAUGGACAUUGUGGUACUCGGGACGGUUGUCUGCGCAUCUGUUGUCUUCCUCCUUUCAGCCAUCAUCAUCUGCUACAAGGCUAUCAAAAGGAAACCACUGCGGAAAGAGGAGAACGGGACGAGCCGUGGGGAGUACGCCAUGAGCAUCCGUCACAAGAAGACCAUGGGUACCAACAACACUGUGGUGUAGAUCCAUCUAUUACAGGAAGAGACUCAGCUGCGUCGUUUCCCCCUUGUUCCGACUGUCCCUUCUGACUACAAUGCAAUGUGGGUUCACCUGAGGUUUUCAACCAAAAAAAAAAAGAGAAAAUAAAAAACCUUCCCUUGUUGCUUUGCCUGGACUGGAGGCACCAUUCAGCUUUGAGAAGAGAAAUCAAAGCAGAAAGGACUGAAGGACUCACAACUCCCCAUGGUGUGAAAAGUGGCACAGCAGACUGAACAUUAUGCUUUUAGUAAGAGCAAGUGUUGCUGACAGGCUGGUUGGCUGCAGGCUGGAGAGGGACUGUCUGCCAGUCUGCAGCAGAUCCAGACUUCACGAACUGUUGACAUCUGCAGUGGAAGAGCGCCGCAGCCCCCGCAGUCCCGCAGGCCCUCCCGACAGGACGGCCCAUCGCCGCACACACCACUAAUAAAAUGCAUGCAGUUUUUUAAAUAGAGAAUGCAACACUUUUUUUACAAUCUAGCCCCCCCCCCCUCCCCUUUUUUUCUUCUUUUUUCCAUCCUUCAUAUUCGAGGCAGAUGCUUUGUGAGAGGCAUAAUGCGACUGUCGGUCCUGGCUCUGAGAUUUGGAUUCAUCUGACUAUGCAAAUUAAAGAAAUCAAUAUUUUACCAACAAAAGACGGAGGGGGGAAGAAAUUUGGCGAUACCAACGUUCUGAUUCUGUUAUCAUGCCAAAAAGAGACUUAAGCUCCUUGUAAUAUAUUUAGGUCAUUCAUGGAUUUAUUUGCUCUAUUUAUUUUUCUUCAAAUUUAUUUUUAUACUUAAAAAAAUCUAUCCUGUAAGUGACACACAUCUCUACAAAUCCUGAACAUCUUGAUUUGUCUUAUUUCUUUAUAGGUUUGUUUUCUGAGUGAAUUUGUAAAAAACAAACAAAAAGGAUAUUCUGAGAUGUUUCAAUGCUUUAAGAUUGCAGUCAGUUUGGUGAAACACACUUUCUCUGCAAGGUGUUUUGCUCUUAGUUAUUCCAGGUAGUAAUAUAUGUUACAGACCAGUGCAUACUGCGUACACAUCAAGUAUGUACUUGAUAUGUACCCCGUAAAAACUUGUUACUUAUCUGGGUACACCAGAAAUGUACCAGGUGUAUACCUUGUGCUUACUGGCUACCUACAUUAUAUGAACGUUACUUACCAGGUAUAGAUCUAGUACAUACAUUGCACAUACCAGGUAAGCACCCUGUACUUAUCCAGUACAUCCAAUAAGUACACAUUAUGUAUCUGACAUGUACCAGCUGAUUGCAUAGUAUGUACAAAUUUUGUACCUGAUAUUAUCCUGUAUGUACCCAGUACAAACUUGGUAAGUAGCAGAUACAGAGCUGUUUUGUACUCAGUAAGUACCAGGUACAUACCUGGUAAGUACCCGGCACAUACCCCGUAUGUACCCAGUAUGUACCUAAUACUUACCAUUUAAUUACCAAUAUGUAUCUGUUUUGUACCUGGUAAUUACCCUGUAUGUAUCCAGUACAAACUCUGUAAGUAGCAGGUACUGAGUUGGUUUGUGCACAGUAAGUACAAGGUACAUACCUGGUAGGUAGCCAAUAAAGUCCAAAUAUGUACUCAUUACAUACCUUGUAAUAACCUACCUGGUAAAUACCCACUACAUAUCAGAUAACUACCAGGUAUGUUCCAGUUUGUACCCAGUAAGUACUUGGUAUGUAUCAAAGAAGUACCAGGUCUAUAGUUGAUACGUAUCAGGGAAGUACCCAAUACAUACCGGGUACAUACCCAAUAAGACUUGGUAAUAACUGAGUUGUACACAUAUUGUUACUCAUGUCUGUAUGAAUGUGUGCGUUCCAAACAUCAUUUCUGCGCUGCGUCACAUGACAGUCUUUUUCUUUUUUUGUGCACCUGUGAUCACAAUUCAUGUGGCCACUGAACUUCAUAUUUUUCACUCUCGGGGUCAGCUAGAUGCCUUCAACCAUGUUUUGUCCAGAAAAGACAAUCUUCCUUUUUCUGAUCUGUCAAGCAGGCCUUAGCCCGUCUCUGUAGAAACAGGGGACCUGAGCCCGGGGCUGACUUUGGGUCUGGUGACAGACAGGAGACUUUAGCCAAUAGCGAGAGAUCGGGUUGCACUGAGGAUGGCCUCGGCGAGGACGUGGUGUGACUCAGUGCUGUCACAGCCAUCCUCCACAUCCUCGGUGGAAAAACACACAACUGCUCUGCGUUUUAUCUUUUAUUUCCUACGACAAAUCGGUGCGUGGACCGCAUGUGUGCGUGUGCGUCCGUCUGUAUGUGAGUGUGCAUGCAGAUGACGAGUGUACACAGAGUGCUGUCCUGUCAGUUAAGUAUAGAUAUUGACUAAACUGUGGAAAUUUGGAUGAAAAAUAAAAUACACAUGCUUGCAUUUAAACAUGCACAGAUAUUAGCUAACAGUAUAUCCUACCUAUAUGAGAGAAAUGAUGGAUGCAUGAAUGUAAAUAUUGAUAUUUAAAUAUCCGCCUUCUGGACUGUUAAUUCAUGUACAGUGUAACAGAUAUACAUAGUAAAUCUUAAUGUGCAACCAUUUA
This is a messenger RNA of Austrofundulus limnaeus, 2814 nucleotides long. RefSeq names its product proline rich membrane anchor 1 (gene prima1). Gene Ontology annotation, cellular component: focal adhesion; stress fiber. Gene Ontology annotation, biological process: actin cytoskeleton organization; actin filament organization. The record is from RefSeq and is a predicted model, not a curated record. Gene Ontology annotation, molecular function: actin filament binding. Lineage: Eukaryota; Metazoa; Chordata; Actinopteri; Cyprinodontiformes; Rivulidae.